Molecule: messenger RNA, 966 nt
Organism: Alternaria arborescens
Lineage: Eukaryota; Fungi; Ascomycota; Dothideomycetes; Pleosporales; Pleosporaceae
Product: Succinate/fumarate mitochondrial transporter
Exons: 6
Coding region: 1-966 (321 amino acids)
Biological process (GO): succinate transport; transmembrane transport; fumarate transport
Source: RefSeq, a predicted model, not a curated record
AUGUCUGCAAAGUCGGUGCAAGGGCCUGGCGGCAAGAAGCCCGCGUCGGCGGCCACAAACUUGAUCGCCGGUGGUGGUGCUGGAAUGAUGGAGGCACUCGCGUGCCAUCCGCUAGACACAAUCAAAGUCCGAAUGCAACUGUCAAGACGAGCUCGUGCACCAGGAGCGAAGAAGCGUGGUUUUAUCACGACCGGAGCCGAGAUCGUAAAGAGGGAAACAGCAUUAGGUCUAUAUAAGGGAUUAGGCGCCGUGCUCACAGGCAUUGUUCCAAAGAUGGCUAUACGGUUUACGAGUUACGAGUGGUAUAAGCAGCUGUUGGCAGACAAGGACGGUAAUGUCGCGUCGAAAUCAACAUUCAUGGCUGGUCUCGCUGCUGGUAUCACGGAAGCCGUCCUUGUCGUCACACCAAUGGAGGUUGUCAAGAUCCGUUUACAAGCACAGCACCACUCGAUGGCUGAUCCGCUCGAUAUACCGAAGUACCGAAACGCCGCCCAUGCCAUGUACACUGUCAUAAAGGAGGAAGGUGCUGGCGCAUUAUGGAGGGGUGUCUCGCUCACAGCAUUGCGUCAGGGAACGAACCAAGCGGCAAACUUCACUGCAUACUCGGAACUGAGGGCGCAAUUGCAAAAGUACCACGGCACUACGGACCUGCCAGGUUAUGAGACGAGUCUGAUUGGGUUGAUCAGUGGUGCUGUUGGUCCGUUCACAAAUGCGCCGAUCGACACUAUCAAGACGAGGUUACAGAAGACACCGGCGGAAGCGGGUCAAAGUGCUGUCCAGAGAAUAGUAAACAUCGGAAACGACAUGUGGAAACAGGAAGGUGUACGCAGUUUCUACAAGGGAAUCACACCGCGUGUCAUGCGAGUCGCUCCCGGCCAAGCCGUUACAUUUACCGUGUACGAGUAUCUGAAGGGUGUGUUGGAGAAAGGAAGAGAGAUGCUUCCUGGUGGGGCAUACGAGGAGUGA